Molecule: messenger RNA, 162 nt
Organism: Chlorella variabilis
Lineage: Eukaryota; Viridiplantae; Chlorophyta; Trebouxiophyceae; Chlorellales; Chlorellaceae
Exons: 2
Biological process (GO): cell redox homeostasis
Molecular function (GO): protein-disulfide reductase activity
Source: RefSeq, a predicted model, not a curated record
CGCCCGCUGAUCAUCGACUUUUACGCCACCUGGUGCGGGCCCUGCGUGCUGCUGGCCAAGGAGCUGGAGACGGUGGCGGAGAGGAUGGGCGAGGCGGUGCGCAUCCUCAAAAUCGACACCGACAAGAACCCAGACAUCUCCACGCAGCUGCAGGCACGCACG